CGGGCAGCCGGGUGAGCCAGGAGCUGCGCUACACCAAGGAGAAGCUGGGCGAGGAGUCCGUCUACACCUCCCAAAUGUUGAUCCAGACCCCGAAGCAGGAAGGGGAGAACAUCCUGACGCAGGAGGCCCUGCAGCUCCACCUCGAGGCGGCCCUGGCCGCCAGCAAAGUCCAAGUCUCACUCUACGGAAAAUCGUGGGAUUUGAAUAAGAUCUGCUACAAGUCGGGUGUCCCCAUCAUUGAGAACGGCAUGAUCGAGAGGAUGAUAGAGAAGCUGUUCCCCUGCGUGAUCCUGACGCCCCUGGACUGCUUCUGGGAAGGCGCCAAGCUGCAGGGAGGCUCAGCCUACCUCCCCUGUCUGAGUCCCCGGGACCCCCAGUGCCCCACCAGUGCCCCCAACAAGCAGAGCCAGCAGAGCCCCGACAUCCCGGCCAAGCUCUCGGGGGGCUGCCACGGCUUUCCCAGCGAACACGAACGUUGGCAGGAGGAGCUGAUUUUAGGUGGCAUGACCAAAGACUCCCAGGGCAAGCUGCUACGCGCCGAGGCCCUGCAGACCAUGUUCCUCCUCAUGAGCCCCCGGCAGCUCUUCGAGCACUUCAAGGAUGACUACGAGAUCCACGACAUCAGCUGGAGCGAGGAGAAGGCGGGCGCCAUCCUGGAGGCCUGGCAGAGGAAAUUUGUGGAGGUGUCGCAGGACUCCAUCCCGCCCAACGCCACGCAGAGCGUCCACGCUUUCUCCACGACCACGCUCAACGACAUCAUGAAGUCCUUCUCCGACGUCAGCGCCAUCCGGGUGGCCGGGGGGUACCUCCUCAUGCUGGCCUACGCCUGUGUCACCAUGCUGCGGUGGGACUGCUCCAAGUCCCAGGGCGCUGUGGGCCUGGCUGGGGUCCUGCUCGUGGCUCUCUCCGUGGCCUCUGGCCUGGGGCUUUGCUCACUGCUGGGCAUCUCCUUCAACGCAGCCACCACCCAGGUCCUGCCCUUCCUGGCCCUCGGCAUUGGCGUGGAUGACAUGUUCCUCUUGGCUCAUGCCUUCACCGAGACCAGCCAGCACAUCCCCUUCAAGGAGCGGACAGGCGAGUGCCUGAAGCGCACGGGGACCAGCGUGGCCCUCACCUCCAUCAGCAACAUGAUCGCCUUCUUCAUGGCAGCCCUGGUGCCCAUCCCUGCCCUGCGCGCCUUCUCCCUCCAGGCUGCGGUGGUCGUGGUGUUCAACUUCGCCAUGGUGCUGUUCGUCUUCCCUGCCAUCCUCAGCCUGGAUCUGUACCGCCGGGAGAAACGCCGACUCGACAUCCUCUGCUGCUUCUACAGGUACCAGCACCGGGCUGGCCGGGAUGGCGCUGACCCCACGGGUCCUCCCUGGGGGCACCCCGGCGGGCCCACCAGCCCCCAGACCACCCCCCCCGUGCAAGCCUUCACCCGGUGCGCCCCCUCGGGCCACCACGUCGUCACCGUCCUGCCGCCCACUUCCCAAGUGUGCACCUCGCCCGCCGUCCUCCUGCCCCCCGCUGACCCCCUGGGCUCCCAGGUCUUCGCCCCGUCCAGCUCCACUCGGGACCUGCUGGCCCAGCUGGAUGAGGCCAAGGGCGGGCGGGAGUGCGUCCCCCUGCCCUUCUGCCGCUGGAGCCUCGCUGACUUCGCUCGGGAGAAGUACGCCCCGCUCCUCCUGCGCACUCGGACCAAGGCGGUGGUGGCCGUGCUGUUCCUGGCGUUGCUGGGGCUGAGCCUCUACGGCACCACCAUGGUGCACGAUGGGCUGUACCUGACGGACAUCGUGCCGCGGGACACCAAGGCGCACGCCUUCAUCUCGGCCCAGUUCAAGUACUUCUCCUUCUACAACAUGUUCAUCGGCAACCGCGCCCUGCCCAAGAUGUGGCUCCACUACUUCCAGGACUGGCUGCGAG
Messenger RNA from Mesitornis unicolor (brown roatelo), 1902 nucleotides. It is a transcript of the gene PTCH2, whose product is annotated as patched 2. Gene Ontology annotation, molecular function: hedgehog family protein binding; hedgehog receptor activity; smoothened binding. Lineage: Eukaryota; Metazoa; Chordata; Aves; Mesitornithiformes; Mesitornithidae. Gene Ontology annotation, cellular component: plasma membrane. The record is from RefSeq and is a predicted model, not a curated record. Gene Ontology annotation, biological process: smoothened signaling pathway.